Molecule: messenger RNA, 3328 nt
Organism: Arachis stenosperma
Lineage: Eukaryota; Viridiplantae; Streptophyta; Magnoliopsida; Fabales; Fabaceae
Product: leucine-rich repeat receptor-like kinase protein HAR1
Exons: 2
Coding region: 113-3091 (992 amino acids)
Biological process (GO): hormone-mediated signaling pathway; protein phosphorylation
Cellular component (GO): plasma membrane
Molecular function (GO): protein binding; ATP binding; protein kinase activity
Source: RefSeq, a predicted model, not a curated record
GCAUUCCCUGUGUGUGGUGCGAAAUUAAGGAAGAACAAAUGCAUACCUGGCCAUAGGUUGGUUAGAGUAUUGUAUCAGAGAUAGAAGAAACAAAAGGAACUGUGAAACAAAAAUGAGAACCUCAUUGUGUUGUAGCAUUAUUCUGUUAAGUUUCGUCUUCAUUUGGCUGAAUAAUGUAACAGUAACAGUGUUAGGCUCUUCCUUCAGCGACCUCGACACGUUGUUGAAGCUCAAGGAAGCCAUGAAAGGAUCAAAAGCCAAACCCGACGCGCUUCAAGAUUGGAAAUUCUCAACCUCUAUCUCCGCUCACUGUUCAUUCUCCGGCGUCACCUGCGACCGCCAGAACCUCCGCGUCGUGGCCCUUAACGUCUCCUUUGUUCCCCUUUUCGGCAGCAUUCCGCCGGAGAUAGGCCUCUUGGACAAGCUCGAGAGCCUUACCCUCUCAUCGGACAAUCUCACCAAGAAGCUUCCCAUGGAGCUCGCCAAUCUCACCUCCCUCAGGCUCCUCAACAUCUCGCACAACCUUUUCUCUGGUCGCUUCCCCGGCGAUAUCACCGUGGCCAUGACAGAACUCGAAACGCUGGACAUCUACGACAACAGCUUCAGCGGAACCUUACCAGAGGAGUUCGUGAGACUGGAGAAGCUCCGGUGCCUCAACCUCUCUGGAAACUAUUUCUCCGGCGAGAUUCCUGAGAGUUACUCUGAGUUCGAAAGCUUGGAGAUUCUGAACCUGGCCACAAACAGCUUAACCGGCAAGAUUCCAAGAAGCUUGGUGAAAUUGAAGAAGCUGAAAAGACUAUCCCUCGGGUAUGACAAUUCCUACUCAGAUGUAGUACCUACAGAAUUCGGUUCGUUCGAGUCGUUGCAACUGCUUGAUUUGUCCAGCUGUAACUUGAGCGGUGAGAUUCCUCCCACGCUCGGCGCGUUAACUCACUUGCACACUCUCUUCCUUCAAAUGAACAACCUUACCGGAACCAUUCCUUCACAACUCUCCACUAUGAUAAGCCUCAAGUCGUUGGAUCUCUCCUACAACGAGUUAACGGGCGAGUUUCCGUUGACAUUCUCUAAGCUCACCAAUCUCACGCUAAUCAAUUUCUUCCAUAACAAACUCCGAGGCAACAUCCCUUCCUUCGUUGGGGAUCUCCCGAACCUGGAGACGUUUCAGGUUUGGGGUAACAACUUCUCCAACGUGCUUCCACCCAACCUUGGCCAAAACGCCAGAUUCUUAUACUUCGACGUCACUAAUAACCACUUCACUGGAGAGCUCCCUAGGGACCUGUGCAAAUCCGGCAGGUUGAGAACGUUCUUGGCCACCGGUAACUUCUUCUACGGCACCAUUCCUGAAGGAAUAGGAGGUUGCGUUUCGUUGGAGAAGAUAAGAAUUAGUGAUAACUUCCUCCAAGGCCAGGUUCCUCCUGGGAUCUUUAAAUUGCCAGCUGUCCAGAUCAUCGAGAUGGCGAAUAACCGUUUUAACGGAAAUCUUCCUUCUGAUAUUUCCGGGGAUUCCCUCAGCAUCCUAACCCUCUCCACUAACAACUUCGCCGGCAGGAUCCCGCCGGAGCUCAAGAAUCUCCAGAAACUGCAGACGCUUGCGCUCGACGCGAACCAGUUCGAUGGAGAGAUUCCAGGGGAGGUGUUUGACUUGCCGGCGUUGAUCAAGGUCAACUUGAGCGGCAACAACCUCACCGGUGAGAUUCCGGAGUCGGUGAUUCACUGUGGUUCUCUGACGGCGGUUGAUUUUAGCCGGAACAUGCUCACCGGAGAAAUUCCCAAGGGGAUAAAAAGCCUCACAGUUCUAAGCAUCUUGAACCUCUCGCGCAACCACAUCACCGGAACUGUCCCCGACGAGAUUCGCUUCAUGACGAGCCUCAACACGCUGGAUCUCUCCAACAACAACUUCAUUGGAAGAGUCCCCACGGGUGGCCAGUUCGUGGCCUUCAACGACAAGUCGUUUGCAGGGAACCCUAACCUCUGCUCUCCGCACCAGCCGUAUUGUCCUUCCUCCGUCAACACUGCCUCUGGAAAAAGCCACAAUCCUCUGAGUUCAAAAUCAACUAAGGUAGUUAUAAUCGUGAUCGCGAUCUCCACGGCAGUGCUCCUGGCUAUGGUGACGGUAUACAUUAUGAGGAAGAGGAAGCACCAGAAAGAAAUGUCGUGGAAGCUGACGGCGUUCCAGUCAACGCUGAAAAUGAAGGCAGAGGAGGUGGUGGAAUGCUUGAAGGAAGAGAACAUCAUUGGAAAAGGAGGAGCAGGAAUCGUGUACCGCGGGACAACGCCGAAGGGAACGGAGGUAGCAAUCAAGAGACUUGUGGGGCAAGGAAGUGGAAGAAACGAUUACGGUUUCAAGGCGGAGAUAGAGACGUUAGGGAAGAUAAGGCACAGGAACAUAAUGAGGCUCUUGGGUUACGUGUCAAAUAAGGACACGAACCUGUUGCUGUAUGAGUACAUGCCGAAUGGAAGCUUGGGAGAGUGGCUGCAUGGUGCGAAGGGAGGGCACCUCACGUGGGAAAUGAGAUACCGCAUUGCGGUGGAAGCUGCCAAGGGGCUCUGCUACUUGCACCAUGAUUGCUCGCCCUUGAUCAUUCACAGGGAUGUUAAGUCCAAUAACAUCUUGCUUGAUGAGAACUUUGAGGCACACGUUGCUGAUUUUGGGCUCGCCAAGUUCUUGCAGGACCCUGGAGCGUCUCAGUCCAUGUCCUCCAUUGCUGGCUCCUACGGCUACAUUGCUCCAGAGUACGCUUACACGCUGAAAGUGGACGAGAAGAGCGAUGUAUACAGCUUUGGAGUAGUGCUGUUGGAGCUGAUCGUGGGAAGGAAGCCAGUGGGUGAGUUCGGAGAUGGUGUUGACAUCGUUGGAUGGGUCAACAAGACCAUGUCGGAGCUGUCUCAGCCGUCGGAUGCGGCUUCCGUGUUGGCAGUGGUGGACCCCAGGCUUAAUGGGUAUCCAUUGGGCAGCGUCAUCCACAUGUUCAACAUAGCUAUGAUGUGUGUUAGAGAAAUUGGCCAUGCUAGGCCUACCAUGAGGGAAGUUGUUCAAAUGCUCACUAAUCCACCUCAAUCUACUACCCAUCAUAACCUAAUUAAUCUCUAGUUCAUUAACCUUCUUACUUUACCCUUUGUAAAUAAAUUAACACAGAUGAAACUGUGCAAAAUAUAAUAACCUUCAUCGAUAUAUAUAUGUGUAGACGUGUACUAAUACCAAAUGUAAAAUAGGUUUGAAUUUUGGGUUGAUGUUAUUUGUCAAGUGGAGGGGUUUGUCCUGAUUGUGUUAUUAUCAGAAGUUUUGUAGAAAAGAUAAUAUAUGUUGUUACAUAAUUAUCAUUUGUCA